This is a messenger RNA of Aspergillus terreus NIH2624, 747 nucleotides long. RefSeq lists its product as uncharacterized. NCBI's taxonomy places the organism in Eukaryota, Fungi, Ascomycota, Eurotiomycetes, Eurotiales, Aspergillaceae. The record is from RefSeq and is a predicted model, not a curated record. The coding region runs from base 1 to 747 and encodes 248 amino acids. The transcript is spliced from 2 exons.
AUGUUGUAUCAUCUUGUCACUGCCCUUUCAUUUGCUGCCACGGUACCCCUGGCCGCCGCAUACCCUAUUACCGGCGAUGGAGUCAACUGCCGCUCUGGUCCCGGCACAAGUCAUGCCGUGGUCAAGUCUUACCCCAAAGGACAUGAGAUAUCAAUUGUCUGCCAAGCUGCUGGCACCGACGUCAAGGGAGAUAACCUCUGGGACAAGACGUCCGACGGCUGCUAUGUCGCUGAUUACUACGUGAAGACCGGUUCCACCGGCUAUGUCACUAAGCACUGCGAUGGGGGCAGUGAUGGCGGAAGUGGCAGUGGCAGUGGCAAUCUUCCCGGACUCACUGCUACUCAAUCCUCUCACGCCCACAAGAUUAUUGACGAAGCAAAGAAGGAAGGCCUCGGUCGUCAAGGUUGUCUGGCUGGUAUUGCAACUGCUCUAGUGGAGUCUAACAUCUUGAUCUAUGCCAACAGCAAGGUCCCCGCGUCCCUCAACUACCCUCAUGAUGCCGUCGGCCACGACUACGACAGCGUCGGCAUCUUCCAGCAACGCGCUGUCUACUACCCCAAUAUCGCCGCAGAUAUGGACCCUGCACGUUCCGCCUCCCAGUUUUUUGCCAAGAUGAAGAAUAUCAGCGGCUGGAAGACAAUGGAUGUCGGCAAGCUUUGCCAAAAGGUGCAGGUCUCUGCGUAUCCUGAUCGGUAUGCGCAACGUGUCCCAGCUGCUGAGAAGAUUUGCUCUGCUGGGGGACUGUAG